GUGUUGAUAUUUGACAGACGCGAGAAGUGGGUGUUGGCAAAACGUGACACGCUGUCUUAGCGUCUAAAGAGUCCUUUCGUUAAAUUGUGUUUAUGUCGCAGACGUCGCAGAAUAAAAUACGCCCAAGACAUUUUUAAAUCAGACAGCAAGACAACAAGCUGGACUGAAGGUAAACGGCCGUGAAAAUGUAUUUCGUGCGACUCUCUUUGAGUCUUGGGUUCCUUUUUGUUUGGAUGUUAUCAGCAGAAGCUCAGAUUGAUGAGUGUCAGAUGAAGCCAGUUGCUGGCUUUGCUCGGGAAUACACGAUCCAGAUUCAGCAUCCGACGCUUACCAAUCUCAUUACCAUCAAGCUGACAUGCGCCAGUAACCAGAUUUUCAAGAACUGCGGAUGUGAAAAUAAUCCGAAUCCGCAACCCACUGAUCCACCCGUAACUACGACCAAGGCGAGUGUUAUCACCCGUCCCACACAGUCGUCCAACCAGCCUGUCACCGAUUCCACUGGUGCCCCGCCCACCGCUACUCCACCGACCUCCGUCAACAGCAAUACGACGACACCGACUCCAACCCAAAAUAACACGAAGAUAUGUCACUACAGCACAACCGGAAGAGACGUGCUCGACGUUCAGUGCCGACCAAUCAAUUGCAAGUUUUGGGAGAUGCCCAACUCGCCGCGCUUCUACCUGACAAACCCACCAGGAAGCCUGGCCACCAUGUUGUGUCCAGGAGGAACAUACUUCAAGCUGUGGCCAGACUGUCAGUGUGAGCAUUCCGGACCCGUGCCUUACAAUUGUCGUGCCGACGUUAUCAUAAGUUACAGACGCAACAUAGCCACCUCCAAGUCGGAACUGGGAUCCAUCGUGCCCAUAUCGAACCUGCAGGACCACCUGAUUCAGAACAACAGCAUCCUGUUCGACACGGAGUACCAGCCGCUGCUCAUCAACACGCUAAACAUGGCGGAGUUCCGCGACGGCCUCAGCGUGUACCUGGAGUUUCAGGAGGCCGGCUACCUCACCCAGAGGCAGAUCCUCAUCUCCAACUGUAACCCCGACCAAGGCCCGUCCUUGGAGAUCGCCAUUGAUAAAAAUAACGUCGAGUUCAAGGUCGAUCUAGGGUUGCCAAACUAUUUCCAGCAAAAUGUUCCAUACAAGCCUGGCGGCGUGAAAAAGGUGACGUUUAUUUACGACAACGCUGUGUUAACGUCACAAGUAGACGAUACGUCCAGAUCUGCACCCAUAGCAGGUACCUUGGUGUCUAGAGCGGAGCCAUUUUACAUUGGAAACACAGCAUGCAGUGAUGGGGACGCUUUCGUCGGGCUUAUGAACAACAUAAAAGUUUACAAGUGUCCUAAGAACAGUCUGAAGGUCGAAGGAACCGUUGGAGGCUUACCGUGAAAUUUUGUUAUGACCCUUGAACGUUAAUAAAAAAUAGUUUCGUUUA
This is a messenger RNA of Gigantopelta aegis, 1437 nucleotides long. RefSeq lists its product as uncharacterized. The transcript has 9 exons. Lineage: Eukaryota; Metazoa; Mollusca; Gastropoda; Neomphalida; Peltospiridae. Bases 186 to 1391 code for a protein of 401 amino acids. The record is from RefSeq and is a predicted model, not a curated record.